AUGCCGCGCUCCUUCCUGGUGAAAACGCACUCCAACCACAGGGCCCCCAACUACAGGCAGCUGGAGACGCAGACAGAAAUUAAUGGAGCCUGUUCUGCCUGCAGGGGGCUGGCGGUGCCCCUCUUCCUCCCAGACAAGGCCGCCUCUUCCACCCCUGCUGACCCUCCCCGGCCCUGGGACCGCACCUCUGUCGUCUCCCGCAUCUCCCUGCCCCUUCCGAGUACCGAGGAAGCUCGGGGGACCUCUGGGCCAAACGCCCCGGAAGGCAGCCGGGCGGACUCCCGGGCCGGCCGGGCCCCCAGCGUGCCCCUCAGAGACAGCCUGAACCACCUCAACCUGCCCGCGCUGCUGGUUCUGCCCACGCGGUGGCCCCCCAUCCCGGGCCCGGACGGGGGCCAGGCUCCAGACGGACUGCAGGCAGCCCCAGGGGGCUUCGAGGGCCUGCACUGCUGCAGGCCGCGCCCCACGCCGGCCGGGCUGGCCAGGCACCGGCAGCUGCACUGGCCCCCGCGGGCGCCCCGCUGCUUCAGCUGCAGGUACUGCGACAAGGAGUACGGCAGCCUGGGCGCCCUCAAGAUGCACAUCCGCACGCACACGCUGCCCUGCCUCUGCUCCGUCUGCGGCAAGGCCUUCUCCAGGCCCUGGCUGCUCCAGGGCCACAUCCGGACCCACACAGGCGAGAAGCCCUACAGCUGCUCGCACUGCGGCAGGGCCUUCGCUGACCGCUCCAACCUGCGCGCCCACCUGCAGACACACUCGGACACCAAGAAGUACCAGUGCGGGAGCUGCACCAGGACCUUCUCCCGCAUGUCGCUCCUGGCGCGGCACGAGGAGUCCGGCUGCCGCCGCGGCCCCUGACGGGUGCUCCAGCACAGCAGGAGGGACAGGACCUCGCCCUCCUGGCACCCGUCCUGCCCGGUGGGCCCAGCCCCGCGCUCGCUGGGCGGGCGUUCCUCCUCUCCCGCUGGCCACCACGCGGUUCUGUCCAGGACCAGAGCCGCCAACGGGCCGUUAGGAUGACAGCGGGAAGACCGUCACGGCAGCGAGAGCCACCGUCCUGUGUGCCUUGCUCCGGUUCCCGGUUCUCUUCUCCCAAGAGAGAAGGCUGCUGGGGGUGGAUGCCCGCUGGGCCAGCUCCUGCCCCCCGGCCUCCGUGGGCACGGCUCCCUCAGGCUCGCCCCCGCCUCCUGCGCACACGCACGCGCCGCUGGGACCCGACGCGGAGCCAGGGCCCCAUCUGCAAGCGUAGGGCAGCGAGGAGCCUGCACCUGCCGGUCACAUCCUCUGAGGCCCCGCGUCCUGCCUGUGCCCUGGGUCUGCGGAGGAGGCCGAGCCGGAGUAAUUACCCAGACUCCCGGGUAACAUGGGCCUCUGCCCACAGGGCAGGGGGGGGAGGUGUCGGGACGGGGAGUGGGGAGGCGG
Messenger RNA from Hyaena hyaena (striped hyena), 1422 nucleotides. It is a transcript of the gene SNAI3, whose product is annotated as snail family transcriptional repressor 3. Gene Ontology annotation, molecular function: DNA-binding transcription factor activity, RNA polymerase II-specific; RNA polymerase II cis-regulatory region sequence-specific DNA binding. The record is from RefSeq and is a predicted model, not a curated record. NCBI's taxonomy places the organism in Eukaryota, Metazoa, Chordata, Mammalia, Carnivora, Hyaenidae. Gene Ontology annotation, biological process: regulation of DNA-templated transcription. The transcript has 3 exons. Bases 1 to 858 code for a protein of 285 amino acids.